AAGGUAGCGAACAGGCGGGAGUCGAGUUUUUGAGGUAGAUCGAUCUGAAUUCUGAAGAUUUCUACCUGUCAAUCUUGAAUCCCUUCUCUUUGCUUUUUCUAUAUUGUGGAAUUCUACUAAUGGAUAGAAUCUAGCGAUUACUGAAAUUGGAUUGUCUAGGUGUUCGUCGUAGCGAGUCUUAUGGUGUCCGUUUAGUCUUACUCCCGUUUUGUCUCGAUUCUAUUCGGACUUGUUUCCGGUAUCCAAGAACAAUGGCGGGGGGAAAUUUCAUGCACAGGGUGCUUUCUUAUGUGGUGAAUGAGCUUAUCGUCAACAGUUUAGCCAACAGUCCUUCAUUUCAGAGGUUUGCUGUGAGGACAUCAAAGAGGUUGGAGGAUGUUUCAAGUCUUGGUAUGUCUCCUCCUUUGCAUUUUAUCCCAUGCCGUCUUGGAUUACUUUUCUUUCGGAUUUGGUCUUAUAUUGUGGAUGUGUAUAUUUCAGCCGGGAAGACUAAACAAGAACUUGCUGAACGUAUGAGAAAUGUGACCGAUAAUUUCAAGAACUAGUAAUCUAGACUCUUGAUGUUGGAGAUCGCAGAGGAUAUGUAAAUUUGUUAUGCCCUGUGAUGGGAACAGUAGAAAGAGUUAUCAAGUAGAUAAUGAUGAAACUGCUUGCAAGGCAUACUGUAGCCUUUUCGUUUUUCUUUGGGGGUAGUAGUUCAGGCAUACGUAUUUGUAAUAUUCGGGUCGUUUGGAUGAGGAAUUUUAACGGAUUAAUGUGGCCAGAUUGUCUCAUGUUGAGUCAACUUGGCUAAAUUGAUCUGUUUGGCAGCACAAAAUUAAGAUGAAGCAGUUCCGCUUGUUGAAUUUCAAAUUGACUCAUUUUGAGGCAAUUACAAUUGUUUGGGGUGGGGUCAGACAAUUCGAAUUGACUUGUUUUGUAAAAUGUGACAAUUAGUCAAAUUGUCUCGUUUUUUAAUUGAUCCAUCCAAACGACCCAUUCAUUUUUCAGAUUUCUGAACCAAUAAAGCAU
Messenger RNA from Linum tenue, 1011 nucleotides. NCBI's taxonomy places the organism in Eukaryota, Viridiplantae, Streptophyta, Magnoliopsida, Malpighiales, Linaceae. The record is from the annotation of a GenBank genome assembly.